AUGAUGCUCGCCUAGCUGAGAGGAGCUUCUUGUGCCCGGCUCCCCUUGUGUGCGUAAAACUUUCUAAUGAAAUCCCAAAUUUAUUUUUGACCAAUUUAGAAUUCGUUCUACUUAGGGUCAAGAGGGAUUCAAGACACUCAAAGAACUUUCCCUGCUAAAGAAAACUUCAGAAUCAUGGAGCCCAAUUCUACGGCGGGAGGGGCUGAGGAAGAGCACCAUGGAAACUACUCACCAAAUCCAUCUGCAGAGGCGCCGCCUGGAAAGCACGCAGUGUCAGAGGCCUUGGAAGAGGUGCAGGAGGAGUUGAUAGAACAUCAACCUCUGGAGCAGGAAGACCUGAACUUUGAGAAAUGGAAGCCCAAGCCCAAACCUAAGAGAACGCUCCACGAGAAAGCAGGCGAUGUGAAGACAUAUCUAUGGAACGCAGAGACCAGAGAGUUCAUGGGCCGCACUGGGCAUAGCUGGUUUCUGAUCAUCCUCUUCUACACGGCACUGUAUGCAUUCCUGGCGGCCAUGUUUGGUGCCUGUAUGUGGUGCCUCAUGCUGUCUAUCAGCCCCUACCAUCCAACCCACAACGACAGGGUGAUGCCACCAGGUAUGACGAUGUCCCCACAACUGGAUGGGCACUAUGAGAUCGCCUUCAAUGCAUCCGACCGCAAGUCUUGGAAGAAGUAUGUAAAGCUAAUGGAAGAACAGCUAAGACCAUACAAUGACGCCGUACAGGAGCAGAGGAACAUCCAGUGUCCGCAGGACGCGUACUUCAUGCAGGAUGAACAAGGGGAAAGCGCAGAGAGGAAGGCGUGCCAGUUCAAGAGGUCCUGGCUGGGCGAGUGCUCGGGGCUCCAGGACCCCCACUUUGGAUUCUCCCAGGGGAAACCCUGCAUCCUCCUCCGAAUGAACCGGAUACUGGGCUAUUUACCUGGCCAAGGCACUCCCGUAAACGUGACCUGUGGAGUCAAGAAAGGUGCGCCAGAAAGCUUAGGAGAACUUCAGUUCUUCCCAAAAAGCAUUUUCAACCUGAUGUACUACCCUUACUAUGGGAAGCUGAGACAUGUAAACUACACAGCGCCGGUGGUGGCCGUGCGUUUCAAUGGGCUGCAGUACGACACCCACAUUGUUGUAAAAUGCAAACUCAAUGGCAAGGGCAUCAUCAAUGAUUCGCCUACCGAUCGCUUCCUAGGCAGUGUGUCCUUCUCCUUCGAUGUGGGCGCAUAGUAGUAUUCCCCAUGCUGAAUGCUGUCCCCAUGACAACCAGGAGACAAGAGAAUAUAGGAAAAAAUCUCAUUAUGUUGAAUCCUUGUUUUGCAUAAAAUAGUUGACCAGCUUCUCUCUUCUCCCAUUCCCUCAUGUACUCUUGUGCCUUUUGCUGAAAAAAGCAAUCAUUUGGAAUGUUAAUGGAUCAUAAGCACACACACGACACAGACACCUCACUGAUAGUCUUGAGCACAAGCUAUGUAUAGAAACUGAAUAUUACCAUUGAAUACUUAGCUAGACCAAUGCCACUAGCUAGGUUUAUGAAACACAAGGCUCAUCUCACAGGUAGUUAGUCUCUGUAGCUAUGCAAUUUAUAAUUUAAGACAUUAUUAAUAGACAUAAAUACCCACUGUACAAUAAGGAUAUAAGAGGAACAUGUUAAGCACAUUUUGUUUUUAAAUCAAAUUGUGUACUAAUUUCUUUUGAGUUUGUACUUUUCAACAGCAUAUCUAUUGUGUUUUGUAGACUCCAAGGGCUACAAUAUGAAGAAUGGUGAAGGCAGGACACUUUUACUUACACAGUAAGAUAAACAGUAAAUGACUAGGUUACAUUUCAGUAAGAUAAACAGUAAAUGACUAGGUUACAUUUCAGUAAGAUAAACAGCAAA
Molecule: messenger RNA, 1861 nt
Organism: Salvelinus sp. IW2-2015
Lineage: Eukaryota; Metazoa; Chordata; Actinopteri; Salmoniformes; Salmonidae
Gene: atp1b4
Product: ATPase Na+/K+ transporting subunit beta 4
Biological process (GO): potassium ion transport; regulation of DNA-templated transcription; sodium ion transport
Cellular component (GO): sodium:potassium-exchanging ATPase complex; nuclear inner membrane
Source: RefSeq, a predicted model, not a curated record